UUCUUGAUGCUUUUCCAAAAACAUAAUAAAACACUUUUUUUUUUUAAUUUUUGCAUCUUUACCCUUUCAAAUUUAUAUGUGUGAUUUUGGUUUCUGCAAUUUUACUUCAAAUGAGCACCGAAGGAGAAGGCGGCGAGGAUGCCUUAUAUAGGCCAGCUUUCUUUGUUCCAUCCCACCGCCAUAAACCCUAAACCCUUGGCUCAUGAACCACGUAUUUGAAUAAUUGCAGGGAGAGACAAAGCAGAAUCAUAGCUAAUGGCGAAAUUAAACGAUUCCCCCGCGUCUCCCCCUUGCCGAAGCUAUCACUUCUUCAAAAUUUUUUUGCCUAAUCUCUCCUCAACGCACCUGAAGAUCCCGCCGGCAUUUCAACAGUACGUCGAGGGUCAAGCCCCUGCAAGAUUUUACCUUAAGGGCCCGAGCGAGUACGUUUGGGGUGCAGAUUUAGUGAAGAAAUCGGAUGGAUUGUUUUUAACAGACGGGUGGGAAAAUUUCGCGUUCGACCAUGAUCUCGUCGCCGGGGACUUUCUCCUUUUCAAGUAUAAUGGGAGCUUAACGUUUUCUGUGAUGAUUUUUGAUAACUCCGCGUGUGAAAAGGAGGGAGCCUUUUUCGCCCGGCCCACCUGCGAUGAGAAGGUUAGCUUUUCCCUGGACGAGAGAUUGAAGGAAGAGGAAAAAGAGGAGGCUUUUGUUGCAAUGAAUCAGUCUUUAAAGAGGAAGAGAACUCUGCUAGACACAAAAAAUGAUUGCAGGGAGGUUGUCAUGGCAACAAUGUGGCCAAGGAGAAGGCAGCCUGCAGCCUUGAUUUCGGGAAGAAUAGGUUCAGAGCGAUCUAGGGAUACGACCUAUCCAUUUAACAAAAUAAUGGAAUGCUCACGCGAUGCCAACCUUAUGCUCUCAGAUAAGCGAACUGGUGAUGGCUCUCAGAAAAAGCAGCAGCACCGAGGCUUUGUAUCCCAAAGAAGACCAGUCACACAAGAGGAAAGAGAUGAUGCUCUUGCAAAGGCACGAUCUUUCAAGUCAGACAAACCAUUUAUGAUGAUGAUUAUGAAAGGAUCAUAUGUCUACCAUGGCUUUUACUUGGAGGAGAAGGAAGGUUGUAAUGCUCAAAUAACAAAUACUUUGUUGGGAGGCCUACAUCAUUAUAUAAUAAGCUGGCUUUAUGAAUUUUCAUUUUUGUUCUUUCUUGUGGAAUAUUGCAUGGGUGAUAAAUUGUCAUCGCAAAUAGUUAAUUUAGGGUGCGUUUGAGGCGGCGGUGUGGUGUCGCACCACAGUUUUUCAUAUUUGAAAAAAUUGUGUUUUGCUUGCGCUCUAAAAAAGUUGCAGCUGAAAGUUGUGUUUCUCAUUAGAUCUGGCUACCUGCGGCGGCUGCUAGAAAGUUGCGGGUUGACUUUUUUCUUUAAAUUUUUUUGUAAUAGCCACUGCAGUUUUUUGAAUAGUAGCUUCUUCUUCAGUAGCUUUACAGCUGUUUAAACAGCUGCAACUGCUUUAAACAGACCCUUAAUAACAACGCUUCACCUCCUCAAUAAUUUCAUCCAUUAUUAUGCUCGUUCUUUUCUAUUG
Messenger RNA from Phalaenopsis equestris, 1560 nucleotides. RefSeq names its product B3 domain-containing protein Os01g0723500-like. The record is from RefSeq and is a predicted model, not a curated record. The transcript is spliced from 5 exons. Gene Ontology annotation, molecular function: DNA binding. The coding region runs from base 256 to 1245 and encodes 329 amino acids. Lineage: Eukaryota; Viridiplantae; Streptophyta; Magnoliopsida; Asparagales; Orchidaceae.